This is a messenger RNA of Phaeoacremonium minimum UCRPA7, 1752 nucleotides long. Its product is annotated as putative transcription factor pap1 protein. NCBI's taxonomy places the organism in Eukaryota, Fungi, Ascomycota, Sordariomycetes, Togniniales, Togniniaceae. Gene Ontology annotation, cellular component: RNA polymerase II transcription regulator complex. Gene Ontology annotation, molecular function: DNA-binding transcription activator activity, RNA polymerase II-specific; transcription cis-regulatory region binding. The transcript is spliced from 4 exons. The coding region runs from base 1 to 1752 and encodes 583 amino acids. The record is from RefSeq and is a predicted model, not a curated record.
AUGGCUGCGACUCGUAACGCUCUGAACGACUUCGUUCUCACCCCGCAGCAGCAGAACCUGCUGUUCGCCGCGCUCAAUUCCAACAAGCCGGCCAGCGCCUCUCCUGCCAACAAUGCACUGAACCUGUCUCCAACCUCCUACAAUGACUCUCCCGUCCAAAGAUCAGACGCUAGUGGCUUUCAAGAGAGUCCCUACUUGGACUACGACUACGAGUUCAACGGCGACUCCAGCUUUGAUUUUGACUUCGCCAAUGGCGGCCAGCCCAAGAUGAUUGGUGAUCUGCCUGGCACAGAUGACACCUCCAAGGCUGAGUCGGAUGAUAACGACGGCAAUGAUAAGCGCAGUCAUCCGGAUGAUGAUGACGACGAUGAGGAGGAGAGCGCCAAGAGGCGUGAGAGCGGAGAGAAGACCGCGAAGAAGCCAGGUCGAAAGCCCCUCACCACAGAGCCCAGCUCGAAGCGAAAGGCUCAGAACCGAGCUGCCCAGAGGGCUUUCAGAGAACGAAAGGAGAAGCAUCUCAAGGACCUAGAGACUAAGGUCACGGAGCUUGAGAAGGCGUCUGAGGCUACAAAUCACGAGAACGGACUUCUCCGUGCUCAAGUCGACAAGAUGACUGUCGAGCUCCAAGAGUACAAGAAGAGAGUGGCACUGCUGGCCGGCUCUACUCGUGCGCCACCUCAACCCCAGAGGACUGCUUUUGGCCAAGCGGUCAUUAACAACCUCAACGAUGUCAACUUCCAGUUUGAGUUCCCCAAGUUUGGUGCUCUUCCUGGCCCUCCGCAGCCGAGCACCACUUCGCUGCAGAGUGCACGAUCAUCCCUGUCACAGUCUCCGAACCUCAACCGGUCUCCUAGCAGCCAGGUCAGCCCCAAUGACCAGGGCAAGGGCAGCGUUAGCUCUGCAAGCUCGCAUUAUACCAGCGGUCUUGAUGCCCAGACCAAGGAGGAUCUGGCCAAGUUCUCUGGCAUCUUCAGCCCUCCAUUGACAAAUAACAAUGUUUCCAAUGCUUCAAGGAGUAGCCUCGACUCUCACUACAGCGCUGCGGCAACCAACACUAGCUCCCCCUCGGCAUCAUCAAAUUCCAAUGGUGGCCCCAGUUCUUCGUGCGGAACUUCACCAGAGCCCUUCACUCAAUCUCCCAUGGGAUUCAAGCCUGUUGACACAAUGGCUACAAUUGGAGAGGAGCAGCCAUCUUUGGCUAACAACAAUCAAGAUUUUGGCCAUUUUGCCUCGAUUGACAUCAAUGAUAUCAACUUCCUGGCAUCUCAGAACAACUUCCAGUUCGAUCCCCAGCUGUUUGGAGACUACCGCGAGCCUCAGGAUAAUGUCCUUGGCAGCGGUGGUAUCGAUGAUAGCUUCUUCAAUGAUGCCUUUGAUAUGGAUUUCACAACGCCUUACAACGUGGCGUUCAACAGCCCCGCGACCACCAAGAAGGAUCUCCCCGCCCCAGGCGCAAGCAAGGAUCUGAUAGCUCAGAUCGACGCUGCCAAGGAGGGCGAUGAUGAGAUUGUGGGCGCUGACGGCCAAUUGCUGACAUGCAACAAGAUCUGGGAGAAACUGCAAAACUGCCCCAAGGUCCAGAACGGUGACUUCGACCUGGACGGCCUCUGCUCAGACCUGCAGAAGAAGGCCAAGUGCUCCGGCUCGGGAGCGGUGGUCAACGAGAAGGAUUUCAAGAACGUGAUGCAGAAGUACCUGGGCAAGACCGACAAGGAGAUGGAGCAAUGUACCGGCCCCAAGCUCACAGCAUGA